CGGAUCCAGUGGAUGUCCUUAAAGUGCUGCAGCUGCAGAAUCAGCCCCAAGGUGUGCGCAAAACGACCGGGUUCUGCCCCAAGAGGCGGUCGGGAGCGGGGCCAGAUGUGGCCUUCCGGAUAUCAAGGCAGGCCCAGCUAAGUGCUCCAACGCGGCAGCUUUUCCCAGGUAAAUUUCCAGAGGACUUCUCCAUCAUGGCGCUGAUGAAACCCAAGUCUGGCCUACAGGCAUUCUUGCUGUCCAUCUACAACCAACACGGCACCCAGCAGUUGGGAGUGGAGCUGGGCCGCUCCCCCGUCUUCCUCUACGAAGAUCAGAAUGGCCGCCCGGCCCCUGAGGACUACCCCAUCUUCCGAGGCGUCAACCUGGCUGAUGGCAAGUGGCAUCGCGUGGCACUGAGUGUGAGCAAGAAGCAGGUGACGCUCUUCCUGGACUGCAAGAAGAAGAUGUCGCGGCCGCUGCCCCGGGGCAACCAGCCGGUCAUCGACACCCGCGGCAUCACCGUCUUUGGCACCCGCCUCCUGGACGAGGAGGUCUUUGAGGGCGACAUCCAGCAGCUGCUGAUCUCCGCCAGCCCCCAGGCGGCCUACGACUACUGCGAGCACUACAGCCCAGACUGCGACGGGGGGGCCAACAAGCCCCAAGCCCAAGAGCCUCAGCAGAGAGCCAGCAAGCCCCAGAAAGCGGCCAAGGCCCCCACCAAACCCAAAACGAAGCAGCCCCAGAAACGCCAGCUAAUGGGCACGUCGCCCACCUAUGCCAAGGCGGGGACCAAAAACGGGAAGUACCCCAGUAACGCGAAAUAUCCCAGCAAUGGGAAGUCCCCUAACAAUGGGAAGUAUCCCGGAAAUGGGAAGUCCCCCUCAGGCAACGGGAAGUCCUACAGCGGGGGCAGCAGCAGUGCCAAGGCGACUUCGGCGGGCAAAUCCUCCGCCACGAAAACCUCCCUGGGCAAAAGCGGGAACCAGGCCUACGCCGGCACUGGGGGAGUCCGGAGUCCGGGCAACAGCUACCAGCAGGACGUGGGUCCGCUACCCACAGAGGAAUCCUGGGGGGUUCACGAAUACCCUGACUACACCCUCCCACCAGACGCCGAAGGCACCUAUUGGGACGAGAGCCCCACAGCGGGGGCAUCCCCUCCUGCACCCUCUUCGCCCCAGGGAGAGGAGGAAGUGUCUGGCCCCCACCAUGCUGAGGAGGAAGUGUUCACAGAAGAAGAAGUGCCCAGAGUGGGGCUGGAGUAUACAUAUGGCCGUGCUAAUUACGGAGAGGGGGCAGAGCCGUCUGAGCUGGGCCCAGCGCUCUCAGCCAAGACCCCACACAGCGGAGGCGCAGUGCGAGGAGCCCGCGGCUACAAAGGAGAGAAGGGGGAGCCGGCGGUCAUCGAACCGGGGAUGCUGGUAGAAGGUCCCCCUGGCCCUGAAGGACCUCCGGGCAUCAGUGGGCCGCCGGGCACCCACGGCCCACCCGGACCUCCCGGCGACCCUGGCGAGAGGGGCGCCUCUGGACGGCCCGGUCUCCCUGGCUCAGACGGUACCCCUGGACCUCCUGGCACCUCCAUGAUGCUUCCGUUCCGCUUCGGGAGCAGUGGAGGAGACAAGGGGCCCGUGGUGUCUGCUCAAGAAGCCCAAGCACAAGCCAUCCUCCAGCAGGCCCGGCUGGCCUUGCGUGGCGCCCCGGGACCAAUGGGAUACACUGGCCGUUCUGGGAUCUUGGGUCCACCCGGCAACCCCGGCUUAAAGGGUGAGCCUGGAGACUUCGGGCCCCAGGGCCCGCGGGGGCCUUCGGGGCUGACUGGCCCGCCAGGGAAAGCAGGCCGCCGGGGUCGAGCUGGAGCUGACGGGGCCCGGGGCAUGCCUGGAGAAAAUGGGGUCAAGGGCGACCGUGGUUUUGACGGACUCCCGGGCCUGCCAGGGGAAAAGGGACAUCGGGGUGACUCCGGUGCGCAAGGGCUUCCUGGGCCCCAUGGCGAAGACGGCGAGAGGGGAGACGAUGGAGACGUGGGGCCACGUGGGCUUCCUGGAGAACCGGGACCCCGUGGUUUGCUCGGACCGAAAGGGCCCCCCGGAAUCGCAGGCCCCCCGGGCGUGCGUGGAAUGGAUGGACCUCAUGGAUCGAAGGGGAACCUGGGGCCACAAGGAGAGCCGGGCCCUCCAGGCCAGCAGGGAACCCCAGGGACUCAGGGUCUGCCUGGACCACAAGGCGCCAUGGGGCCUCCGGGAGAAAAGGGCCCCAGAGGGAAACCUGGCGUACCAGGGAUGUCUGGCAUGGACGGACCCGCUGGCCACCCUGGAAAAGAAGGUCACCCUGGAAGCAAAGGAAACCAGGGCCCGUCUGGUCCUCAAGGUCCAAUUGGCUACCCAGGCCCUCGUGGCGGGAAGGGCGUUGAUGGCAUCCGUGGAUUGAAAGGGCACAAAGGGGAGAAGGGAGAAGAAGGAUUCCCUGGCUUCAAGGGGGAUCUGGGGGUGAAAGGCGACCGGGGGGAAGUCGGUGUCCCAGGAUCCCGAGGUGAGGACGGCCCAGAGGGUCCCAAAGGGCGGACCGGCCCCCCUGGAGAUCCAGGUCCCCUCGGUCUUCUUGGAGAGAAGGGGAAGCUGGGAGUUCCGGGUCUGCCUGGCUACCCGGGGAGACUGGGCCCCAAGGGCUCACAAGGUUUCCCCGGAUUCCCUGGGACAAACGGCGAGAAAGGAGGACGGGGUCUCUCUGGGAAGACAGGCCCCCGAGGAGAGCGCGGGCCCACGGGCCCCCGAGGUCAGCGCGGGCCAAGAGGAGCCACGGGGAAGCCGGGAGCAAAGGGCACCUCCGGCAGUGAAGGACCGGCAGGACCUCCCGGCGAGCGGGGGCUGCCGGGACCGCAAGGGCCAAACGGGUUCCCUGGACCGAAAGGACCGCCGGGCCCCCCCGGAAAGGACGGGUUGCCAGGCCACCCUGGACAGCGUGGAGAAGUUGGCUUCCAAGGCAAGACGGGCACCACUGGGCCUCCCGGAGUGGUGGGACCUCAGGGAGCUGCAGGAGAAACGGGACAGAUGGGGGAGCGAGGGCACCCCGGACCACCCGGACCCCCCGGAGAGCAAGGCCUGCCUGGACCGUCUGGCAAAGAAGGCACAAAGGGGGAUCCCGGCCCUCCUGGGGGCUUAGGAAAAGACGGCCCAGCGGGACUGCGAGGUUUCCCUGGAGAACGCGGCCUUCCUGGGACUCCCGGCGGAGGUGGUUUGAAAGGCAACGAGGGACCUCCCGGCCCCCCAGGACCUGCCGGGUCUCCAGGAGAGAGAGGAACACCCGGGACCGGAGGCCCCAUCGGUCCCCCAGGAAGGCCUGGGCCUCAAGGACCGCCUGGCCCUGCUGGGGAGAAGGGGGUGCCUGGCGAGAAAGGUCCGCUCGGCCCCGCUGGCCGCGACGGAGUCCAGGGCCCUGUUGGGCUACCCGGCCCAGCAGGACCGCCGGGGGGGUCAGGUGAGGACGGCGACAAGGGCGAAGUGGGCGAUCCAGGGCAGAAGGGGGCCAAGGGCGGCAAAGGGGAGCACGGGCCACCCGGCCCACCAGGCCCGUUGGGACCUGUCGGGCAACCAGGAGCUGCGGGAGCUGAUGGGGAGUCUGGAGCGAGAGGUCUUCAAGGCCACUUUGGGGCCAAAGGGGACGAGGGGACACGGGGGUUCAACGGCCCCCCUGGGCCCAUCGGGUUGCAGGGCCUCCCGGGACCAGCCGGAGAAAAGGGCGAGACGGGAGACGUGGGGCCGAUGGGACCACCCGGACCUCCAGGCCCACGAGGCCCAGCCGGACCUUCCGGAGCUGACGGUCCACAAGGCCCCCCCGGAGGUGUGGGAAACCUUGGCCCCCCAGGGCAGAAGGGGGAGCCGGGGGAGCAAGGAGGACCAGGAGUCACUGGAGAGCCCGGUGGAAAGGGUCCGCGGGGUGAGAGAGGCGAGAAGGGGGAAGCGGGGGCAUCUGGCGUUCCCGGCCCCCCUGGUGGGAAAGGACCAACUGGGGAUGACGGACCUAAAGGGAACCCCGGCCCAGUCGGUUUCCCUGGAGAUCCAGGGCCCCCAGGUGAAAUGGGACCCCGGGGCCAAGAUGGAGCCAAAGGCGAGCGGGGAGAAGAUGGAGAGCCAGGGGAAGCGGGUUCUCCGGGCCCAACCGGUGAGAACGGCCCUCCUGGCCCUCCAGGGAAGAGGGGUCCCGCCGGCACUGCAGGCCCAGAGGGACGUCAGGGGGAGAAAGGGGCCAAGGGAGAACCGGGGGCCCUGGGACCUCCUGGGAAGACGGGGCCGGUGGGACCUCAGGGAACGCCUGGGAAACCCGGACCAGAUGGGCUGAGAGGCAUCCCCGGAUCAGUGGGUGCACAAGGCAAACCAGGAGCCACCGGCCAGGCCGGCCCCCCGGGACCAGUGGGCCCCCCUGGCUUACCUGGGCUGAAAGGCGACUCUGGAUCCAAAGGAGAGAAGGGGCACCCGGGUCUCAUUGGCCUGAUCGGACCCCCGGGAGAGCAGGGAGAGAAGGGAGACCGGGGUCUGCCCGGCCCACAAGGCAACAAGGGACCCAAAGGAGAGUCCGGCAUUCCGGGCCCCACUGGCCCCAUCGGUCCUGGAGGGGCCCCCGGACUUCCUGGUCCACCCGGCCUCCCCGGCCCCAAGGGAGCCAUGGGUCAAGCCGGUCCGAAAGGUCAGCGUGGAGUUCCUGGACCCCCCGGACACCCGGGGCCCCCUGGCGAAGUGAUCCAGCCGCUGCCCAUCCAGAGGCCCAAGAAGAACAAGCGGUCCAUCGAUGGCAGCCAGCUCCUCCCGGAGGAGGAGAUGGCAUCCGAUGCAGCCGGCCGCUCCCCCUCGGAGGGCAUGGAGGAGAUCUACGGGUCGCUCAACUCCUUGCGUCAGGAAAUCGAGCAAAUGAGGAAGCCGCUGGGUACUCAGGACAACCCCGGCCGCACCUGCCAGGACCUGCAGCUCUGCCAUCCGGACCUGCCUGAUGGCGAAUAUUGGAUCGACCCCAAUCAGGGCUGCUCGAGAGACUCCUUCAAGGUCUUCUGCAACUUCACGGCAGGUGGCGAGACGUGCGUUUUCCCCAGCCAGGCAACUCAGGAGGUGAGAGCAGAG
Molecule: messenger RNA, 5087 nt
Organism: Heteronotia binoei (common prickly gecko)
Lineage: Eukaryota; Metazoa; Chordata; Lepidosauria; Squamata; Gekkonidae
Product: collagen alpha-1(V) chain-like
Molecular function (GO): extracellular matrix structural constituent
Source: RefSeq, a predicted model, not a curated record